UCCUGGGUCACCGGGGCUUCGUUACUUCGUCGCCUCCUCACCUGCGGCGCGUCCCGGGCCGCUGCCUCCCGGAACCGGGUGCCCGCCGCCGCCGCCGCCGCCGCCAUGGUGUCCCCGGUCACUGUGGUGAAGAGUGAGGGACCCAAGCUGGUGCCCUUCUUCAAGGCUACCUGUGUGUAUUUCGUGCUCUGGCUGCCCUCGUCCAGCCCAUCGUGGGUCAGCGCCCUCAUCAAGUGCCUGCCAAUCUUCUGCCUCUGGCUCUUCCUCUUGGCCCAUGGCCUGGGAUUCCUGCUGACCCACCCCAGUGCUACCCGCAUCUUCGUGGGGCUUGUCUUCUCUGCCAUAGGCGACGCCUUCCUCAUCUGGCAGGACCAGGGUUACUUUGUCCACGGUCUGCUGAUGUUUGCUGUGACCCACAUGCUCUACGCCUCGGCCUUUGGCAUGCGGCCACUGGCUCUUCGGACAGGUCUGCUGAUGGCAGUAUUGUCGGGCCUGUGCUAUGCCUUCCUCUACCCAAACCUCACGGGUGCCUUCACCUACCUGGUGGGGGUCUAUGUGGCCCUUAUCGGCUUCAUGGGGUGGCGAGCAAUGGCGGGGCUACAGCUGGUCGGAGCAGCCUGGCGCUGGACUGAGCUAGCGGCGGGCAGUGGCGCACUGCUAUUUAUUGUCUCAGACCUGACCAUCGCCCUCGACAAGUUCUGCUUCCCUGUGCCCUACUCACGGGCAUUCAUCAUGUCCACCUACUACGCCGCCCAGAUGCUCAUCGCCCUGUCAGCUGUUGAGAGCCGGGAGCCAGUGGAGGACUACCGACUGAGCAAGGCCAAAUGAGGGUCAGGUUCUGGUCACCUCUCUCUUCUCCUGGGACUGGAGUCCAGAACCUGGGCGUCUGCCAGAGCUGGAUUGAGAUGACCACAGUACCAACCUGGGGCAGCAGGUACCACCUGUGAAAUGUGCAAGUUUGAGGGAUAAGUAGAAAAAAGAUUCUAGCAAAGCUAGUGGUCCAGGACCAUGCUGAGAACUAAAAAAAGCCAGCCUAAUGCUCCUUGCCGGAGCCAGGAUCUUCCCACCUCUACCCCAUCCAGACUGUCAGAGCCCCUCUGGAGGGCUGUGGUGCUCAGCCUCUUGACCUCCCCCACUUCUGCUAGAUGGAAGAGUCUGACUCACCCACUUCCACUCUUUCUGAUUUACGCAGAGUUGAGUGAGGAAGGGAAGAGUCUGUGCUGAGAUGCCCAGGGCUUGAAGCCCCUUUCCCAGGCCCCUAGGUGGAAAGACUGGAUGAGGGUGGAGUCUCCCUUUCCUGCAUCUAUCCUUGUUACUUGAACAAUCUUAAUGUCUAAGUGUUGGGUGGGAAGGUGGAGGGGUGUCUGUCUAGGUAGGCAAGAUUGGGGACUACUUUGGCCUUGGGAGUUCUGCGUACCAAGGAUUCAAGUUGGUCCCAUCUCUCAAAGGGCAUCCCAGAGUUCAGGCCCCACACCACUACCCUCAGACCCUAUCCCCAGGGCUAGGGUGAACCAUGCCAAAGGAAGGGGCCAGCCUCUGUGUGUGUGUGUGUGUGUGUGUGUGUGUGUGAGUGUGUGAGUCUUGUUUGUAUGGUCUGUCUCCCAGCCUACCUAUGUCUUACUCUGCCAGCUGUCUCUGACCUGCUGUGUGUCAAAGUCUUACAGGGAGAGGGCUUCAGGGAGCUGCUGAGGGGUUGCUGAGCCUGGCUCAGGUAGCUUGGCACCCCCCACAUACACACCCACUCUCAGUUCUUUCCUCCUUGCCCCUCCUGCACUGGGAGCAAGAGGAACGGGCUCCAAUGACACUCUAGGGUCAUAAGACCCAAGGCACAUUCAAUGCAAGGGGAGCAAGGAUGGGACAACUCCAUCCUGUUGCUCACAUGAAAAAAAAAAAAAAAAAAAACAAGAGUCACUGGCUGCCCUGCUUGUCUGCCUGUGUGGCACGUGCCUGUCCUGGAGAGGUGGGGGUGGGGCAUGGCACCAGGGGCCCUGGAUGUCCUCACAGCGCGGGUCACAGUCCUGUCCAGUGCAUGUUGGCAUCAGGCCGGCUCCCUGGCUCUGGUGACACUGUCCUGGUUGGAGUAGGUCUCUUUCUGGUCACGUGUGUGGGUAAGGAUGUAGUUCGGGAGGAUAGGGGAUGGGUAGUAGUUGCCACCAUCCAAACUUGUCCUUAAUGCCCUCCCCUAUGCACAGGUGCCCCGCGUCUCAUUACUUGGUGUCCUCAACUGCUAGCCACCUCCUCCCCUCCCCAGCCCAGACUUGCUACCUGCUCCAGAAUAAUCUAGAUUCCCUUCAUGCUUCUCCUCCUCCCUGGAGUCUGGGCUCAGCUGAACAGCUGGGAGGAAUGAGAUUAGAUUGUAUGAUUCAUGCUUUAGAUGUGAAGCCCUGGCAGAAUAACGUGUCACCUGACUCCAGGGGCAUUUUCAUCUUAAUGGGCAGUUCCCUGACCCAGAGUAAAAAGGGAAGUCAUGGAUGGUAAUGAAUACUCCAUCAGGAGAGGGGUUGUACAGUUGUGGGGAUGUGGUAGACUCAAGCCCCGUAUGGAUGUUGGAUGAAUCAGUAAUUUUCAAACUAGCAUCUGUACAGAGAUUAGUGUUGGGAGCUGAAAGUGAAAGUCACUCAGUCCAUCUGACUCUUUGCGACUCCAUGGACAAUCCAUGGAAUUCUCGAGGCCAGAAUGCUGGAGUCGGUAGUCUUUCUCGUCUCCAGGGGAUCUUCCCAACCCAGGGAUCAAACUCAGGUUCUCCCACAUUGCAGGCCAAUUCUUUACCAGCUGAACCACCAGGGAAGCCCUGCUGGUGGGAACUAGCAAAAGAAUAAAGUAGAGGAGGGAGGUUCAAAGACCCCCAUCCUUGUUUCAAGUCCAGUAGCUUAAAAUUUUUUUAAGGAAGAGUUUGCUGCUGUCAGACAUAGUGAGGUGGAUGACCAAUCCUAUUUCAGAUUCUCUAAUUCUCAGGAGGAAUAUGCAUGAGUGUGUGCUCGGUCGCUGAGUUGUGUCCCCCUGGACUGUAACACACAAUGCUCCGCUGUCCAUGGGAU
This is a messenger RNA of Budorcas taxicolor (takin), 3038 nucleotides long. It is a transcript of the gene TMEM86A, whose product is annotated as transmembrane protein 86A. NCBI's taxonomy places the organism in Eukaryota, Metazoa, Chordata, Mammalia, Artiodactyla, Bovidae. The coding region runs from base 106 to 828 and encodes 240 amino acids. The record is from RefSeq and is a predicted model, not a curated record. The transcript is spliced from 3 exons. Gene Ontology annotation, cellular component: membrane.